Stylophora pistillata is the source of this 3732-nucleotide messenger RNA. RefSeq names its product MAM and LDL-receptor class A domain-containing protein 1. Gene Ontology annotation, cellular component: membrane. Lineage: Eukaryota; Metazoa; Cnidaria; Anthozoa; Scleractinia; Pocilloporidae. The record is from RefSeq and is a predicted model, not a curated record.
UGCUUAUUUUAUCGCCAUCUCGAGUUGAUAGCCGAGGUCUGAAGAGUGAAGCAUUUACCAAACGACAAUGAGAAGUUUUACCUUUUUUCAUUUGGCGAUAUGCUUGUGUUCAGUAGCUCUUCUACCAAGUGCCUUUUGUGCUCCCAAGAAAUUGUUGGACACUAACUUCGAAGGAAACUGUAACUUUGAUUCCGAGUCAUUCUGCAAAUGGCGCCCAGUUCAAGGCCGUAACUUCUUCAACUGGCAGCUACAAAAAGGCACCACUCCAAGCGCGGGAACUGGGCCGAAAAGAGAUCAUACUGGAAACAACGGUCACUACGCAUACAUCGAGUCGUCGUCUCCCCGGAAGAUGGGGGACCGUGCCCGGCUCAUUCACGGUCCUUUUAGUGGCGUACUUUGUCUUCACUUCUCAUACAGCAUGAUUGGAAGUUCUAUAGGACAAUUGAACAUUUAUCAUGUUCUCCACGGUAUGGAACUGAAUAUGUGGUCCAAGGAUGGACAACAGCGCGGUGCAGAUUGGCACUCUGACAAUGCAACUUUGUAUGGAAAAAACUUCUAUGUGAUAAUUGAGGCCGUCGUUGGAAAAAGUUACACCAGCGACAUUGGUAUUGAUGACAUCUAUUUUACAAAGGGCUCUUGUCGCGGUGAAAAUUUGGCAUUUGAAGUAAACUCGACUGAAUCAGGAGGAAAAUGCUCCUUUAACAUGGGAUUGUGUGAUUGGGCAAACGACUUGACUAAUAGUGAUACAAGUCCAUGGAUGCUGAGUUCUUACCGAGGACGAGGUCAGAGCAAAAAGGAUUCAGCUGUUGGCAGACUAGAUCAUGGAAAUAAUCUAGGGGGGAAAUAUGUUUACGCAAUGAAAUCACAAGGAAAACCAUCUAAAUAUCGAAUGGUGUCUCCAGAAGUAUGUGGCACAAAGUGUGUCGAGCUGUUUUACUUCACCAAUAACUUCCAAAAAAGCGAACUCAGAUUGUUGGCUGGCAAAGACCAAGGAGAGGAUCGUGUUUGGUUUGAAUCUGGGCUUGGAAAGAAAACGGACGACUGGACACGGGCCGUGGUUGAAAUAAAAGCAGAAGAAACCACCUGUUUUAAGCUUGUAUUUGAGGCCCGUCUUCACCAAACAACAUCAUUAGUGGGCUUAGAUGACCUCCUUAUAGCAAAUGGAACGUGUUGUCCUCUGAUCAGCACUCCCGAGGACGCCGCGAAAGCAAACUGUGAUUUUGACCAAGGAAAAUUUUGCAACUGGAGGCAAUCCAUGAAAUCAUCUUUUUCUUGGAGCAUUGGAAGUGGCGAGACUAGCAGUAGAAAAUCAAGUGGUGGAUUAACCGGGCCUAUGGCUGAUGCUUCGGGGAAUGGGAAAUACGCUUAUAUUGAAGCUUCUGAGCCUCAGAUGAACGGUGAUAAAGCCGUACUGGUCAGUGACAUGAUAGAAGGCCAACAAUGUAUGCGCUUCAAAUACCACAUGCACGGGGAAGACGUCGGGUCUUUGUCGAUUUACAGGCGAGGAUUCCUUAUAUGGAAGAAAGCUGGUAACCAUGGAGACCAAUGGCUGAAUGGCCAAGUUGACCUUGAUUGUAAAAUACCGAAAUACCAGGUAGAAAUAGAGGCGACUGUGGUUGGAUGGCGAGGUGAUAUUGCGAUUGAUGAGCUCCAGUUUACCCCAGGAGGCUGUCCUAGACAGGCCUUAACUAACACUGCACGGCCGCGUGCUACUACACCAACUCCACCAGACAUACUUCCUCUACCACCACCUUUCAGUACUUGUACGUUCAACAACAAUUUCUGUGACUGGACUAAUGUGUUUGACGAUGACGGAGAAUGGCAUCUUGCUAAUAGUGACACCCCCUCAGAAGGAACCGGGCCUCAUUACGAUAGCGACGGAAAUGGAUACUACGUCCACAUGGAAGCCUCGAAUCUGCUUAAAGGGCAAAGGAUCCGUCUGGAAAGUCAAGAGUUUUUUUCUCCAGUGUGCCUGCAUUUCCACUACCAUAUGUAUGGUAAAGACAUCAAUCAGCUGCGGCUGGAGCAGCGAAACCUUAAAGAUAAUUCAACUAAGGUCGUCUGGUCAAUUACAGGAGAACAGGAAGACUAUUGGCACUUUGCCUCACAAAAUUUCAGUGGGGAACAUUACACGGUGUCGUUUGUGGGUGUUCGGGGCGAUUCGUAUCUUGGCGACAUUUCACUUGACGAGGUUAGUGUCGGUGAGCUUGAGGAAUGCCACGUGGAAAUUAGCUCUGCUCUGAAAGACGGGGGAGCAAACCCAAAAGAAGGAAAUUGUGAUUUCGAGGAUGGUUCCUGCAAAUGGAUAAAUAUGAAGGAUGACAAGUUUGAUUGGACGAGCCACAGUGGUAGAACUCCAUCUUCCCAGACCGGCCCAUCUCGUGAUCAUACACCAGGCAAAAAGGGAGAUGGAAAGUACAUGUAUAUUGAAACAUCCAGUCCCAGGAAAAAAGGCGACAAAGCGAUGCUUCUUGUCAAACUUGACGGUCGAUCUUUCUGUAUGAGUUUCUGGUACCACAUGCACGGUUCGGCUAUAGGUUCGCUGGAAAUCAUGCGGAUUGUCAAGCAAGUAAAGGAUGAUCAAAAGCCGAGUGCAAAGGAUUUUAAUUUGAGAGAACAUAGAGAGUGGAUCGCCAAUAGAAAGAAUACUGUGCCAAAGGAUCACUGGAGGCAAGCUAAUGUUGACCUGGAGGUGCGACGGUCCGUGCGACAGGGUACCGUUCAUUGGAUAGCAAUUGUGGGAACGGUUGGUUCCUCAUACACUGGAGACAUCGCAGUUGAUGAUAUCCAAUUCUCAGAAGGACGUUGCUCCCAAGGAAAACAGUAAAACUGUCAACCGAAGUGUGGUGCAUUGCUAUUGUUUAGAGGAAAUCGUCGUUUAUCAAAGGAAGUGAGAAUGACAUUUAAUCAUAAACGAAACCCGAUGUUUUAUAAAGUAGUUGAUGUAUAGAUGAAGAACGAACUUAGUUCGGUUCACUUAUGAUCGUCAUCAUCACCCAUCGUAAUUAAUAUUGUUAUCGUCACCAUCAUCAUCUUUAGGUACAAAAACAUCCAGUGAAAUAACAGAUGUUAUUUUGCAUUGGUUAACUGAAAUCAAUUCUUUGUAUCAGAUAUUCUCUAACAAGUCAAUGUUUCAUGAAUAUCUUCAAAAUCCAAAUAACUCACUACAAAUGUUACAGUGUUUCAAUGUUUCUUGGACACAUCUACAUCCCACAACAGGAUUAUAACAAUUGACACAUCAAAAAAGAUGUCAAACAGUCAUGCAAUGACUUAUUUCUCUGUAUUUCUCGAAGACUUGUAUACACAGGACAUGGAAUAAAAAGGAGACUGGAUGCAUUUUUUUAAAGAAUGAUAACACAAAAUCAGAAGAAUACUAGUGAGUCAAUUACAGAUAAGAUCUCUUCGAUGUGUUUUAAAGAGAACUACUCGCUUUUCAGCAUUUUCUUCAUUCCUCGUGUACUGUUGUACCCAAAAAAUGCAUAUCAUAUUCUAUUUCCGAGCCCUUCAAAAUCGGUUAAGGAAGUUUUACAUGCAUGUUUUUUAUUUCUCUCCUUCUAUUUCCUGUACAAUUUAACUCGUAUCACUUUGGCAAGGAACAAAGGGGCACCAUUUAGAUCGAGCCACGCCCUCCCUCUUUUGGGGAGCUUACUUAUGUUACAAAUAGGUAAAAUCUUUUGUAAAUAGAUACUUAGUGAGUGCAUUAAAGAACUUAAUGUAGCUUGUGAGAAAAUG